AUGAGACAAAGAGAGGAAGAGGGGGGCUGGGGGGAGGAGGAGGAGGAGGAGGAGGAGGAGGAGCAUCCAGGGCGGGGUCUCAUCAUCAUGGGGAGCUACCUGCUUUCCUGGGGAGGCGGAGCCCUGGAGGACAGGGACAUGUAUGCUCCGCCCUACCCAGCUGUGUACAGGGAACGUCCGGCGACCCGGCCUCCUGAGAUUCUGUACCCACAGGCCGAUGUAGCCGAACGUUUGGCUCUCGGUGGCAGCGAUGACGCCCUGGCCAACGGCCUGAAGCCGGACCUGCAGGCCGCCAAACGUCUCGCCAAACGCCUCUACAACCUAGACGGGUUCAAGAAGUCUGAUGUCGCUCGAAACCUCAGCAAGAAUAACGACUUCAGCCAGCUGGUGGCGCAGGAGUACCUGAGUCACUUUAACUUCACGGGUCUGAGCCUGGACCAGGCGCUCAGGUUGUUUCUAACGCAGUUCGCUCUGAUGGGAGAAACUCAGGAGAGAGAACGAGUCCUUGCACAGUUCUCCCAGAGGUACAGACAGUGUAACCCUGAGAGCCUGUCCACUGAAGACAGUGUCCACACUCUGACUUGUGCCAUCAUGCUGCUGAACACAGACCUUCAUGGAAAUAAUGUGGGGAAGAGGAUGUCCUGCAGUCAGUUUAUCUCCAACCUGGAAGGACUCAACGAUGGAAAAGACUUUCCCAAAGAUCUUCUAAAGACUCUCUACAGCGCCAUCAAGACCGAGAAGCUGCAAUGGACCAUUGAUGAAGAGGAGUUGAGGAAGUCCAUGUCGGAGCUGGCAGAGGUCCGAACAGACUCCGCCUCCCACACCAUGAAGCGUCAGGGGGGCAUGGCCCGGCCGGCUGACAGCGAGCUUUAUAAAAGUGGCUUCCUGGUCCGUAAAAUCCACGCCGACCCCGACGGGAAGAGAACGUCGCGAGGUAAAAGAGGCUGGAAGACGUUCUACGCCAUGCUGAAGGGUCUGGUGCUCUACCUGCAGAAGGAUGAGUACCGCUCAGAGCGAGAGCUGUCGGAGGAGGACUUGAAGAACGCCGUGUCCAUCCAUCACUCCCUGGCCAUGAGAGCAGCUGACUACAGCAAACGGCCCGACGUGUUCUACCUGCGAACGGCCGACUGGAGAGUCUUCCUGUUUCAGGCGCAAAAUCCAGAGCAGAUGCAGUCCUGGAUCACACGCAUCAACAUGGUGGCGGCCAUGUUUUCUGCUCCUCCGUUCCCAGCGGCAGUUGGCUCACAGAAACGUUUUAGCCGUCCUCUGCUGCCGGGCUCCAACACCAAACUGUCCCAGGAGGAGCAGCUCAAAUCUCACGAGAACCGGUUUAGGGCGGUUUCCUCAGAGCUGGUUGAAUUUGCAGCAUCCACACCAGACCGAAAGGUGAAAGGUCGCGAGCUGGAGGAGCUGAAGCUCCGGAAGGAGUACCUGGAGUUUGAGAAAACGCGCUACGGUACGUAUGCCAUGCUGCUGCGAGCCAAGAUGGCGAGCGGAGACGAGGACCUGUCGGCCUUUGAGUCUCAGCUGUUCAAAGAUGGCGGCCUGCAGAGGGCACGCUCCAGUCCCUCUUUGCCUCAGGACGCCACCAAUAAGGAGAAGACACGCGGGACCAAGACGUCCAAGAGCCUAAAGGUCACGUCGUUUUCGUCCUCGAUGUCCAAGAGCAACAGCGGCGUCAAAGACGGACACAAAAAGAACGAGGGCGAAAACAACCAGAGGGCGGAGCUUCAGAAGCACAGCGGCAAACAGGUGGAGGCGGAGUAAUGUUCAGAUGCUCACAACUUCACUUCUGAAGGAUGAGGCACUUUCACACCAGGAAACUGUUUCAGCUGCUGGUUUUCACAAUAAAACUGUUUCCUGUCAGAAUUUUGGUUAGUUCAUGGGUGCAUUAUUGUGAAAAGCUGGACAGGAAUUGUUGGACUACAAACGCAUCAUAGGAGUUUUGUUUUUCAUCCCCUCAGACUGCUCUACUUCCACCUGUAGGUCACCAUGACGACCACAGGUGUGUGGGAGUGUUGCCAUAGAGACGGAG
Molecule: messenger RNA, 2035 nt
Organism: Nematolebias whitei (Rio pearlfish)
Lineage: Eukaryota; Metazoa; Chordata; Actinopteri; Cyprinodontiformes; Rivulidae
Gene: psda
Product: pleckstrin and Sec7 domain containing a
Exons: 14
Coding region: 1-1767 (588 amino acids)
Biological process (GO): regulation of ARF protein signal transduction
Molecular function (GO): guanyl-nucleotide exchange factor activity; phospholipid binding; protein binding
Source: RefSeq, a predicted model, not a curated record